AUGUCCUUAACUUCUUAUCGCAUAUGUGUGGAGAACAGCAGCAACACCCCCACCUUCCCCGUGGCAGCCUGUACGGAUCACAAGGCUCUCGAGCCCGGCCUGCACACGUGCCAGCAGGUGGCGGCAUUUGGCUACGGGUGGAGCAGCAUGGGCUACUCCGAGACCUUCCGCAUCAACCCCGCUCUCUACUGCGACCACCUGCUGCCCGGUGCUGCUGGGUGGGGCGACUCUGUGCUCGACUCGGUGAGUGAUUUGUGA
This is a messenger RNA of Closterium sp. NIES-65, 258 nucleotides long. Lineage: Eukaryota; Viridiplantae; Streptophyta; Zygnematophyceae; Desmidiales; Closteriaceae. The record is from the annotation of a GenBank genome assembly.